Molecule: messenger RNA, 669 nt
Organism: Cyphomyrmex costatus
Lineage: Eukaryota; Metazoa; Arthropoda; Insecta; Hymenoptera; Formicidae
Exons: 5
Source: RefSeq, a predicted model, not a curated record
CUUUCCUAAAAAUGCAGACCAAAAACAAAAAUGGUUUGAAGCAAUUGACAAAGUUGUCAAUUAUUCAUCUGCUCGAAUUUGUAGUGAUCAUUUUCAUAAAAAUGAUUUUAAUUAUGACACCAAAGAAAGGAAACGUUUAUUGUCAACUGCAUUACCUAUAAGUAAGGAGAAUAGAAACAAUUUAACACACAGGGAAACAAAUGAGCAGAUAAAUGAUUAUGAAGACGAAAACAUGAAUACUACUAUUAGAAAGAGGAAAAUUAUUAAUGUGCAAAUGGGGGGGGAUAGCUGUAAUGAAAAUGUGCCACAUAAAACAAUUUAUUUGGAUCUUCCAAGUAAUGCAGUUGCAACUUUUACAAGAAGCAACUUUACAUCUGAUAAGGCGUGGAAUACAUUUGUCAGGUCAACAAUAUAUAAUAGGCAGAAAAAGAAAUGUAUUAUGCAAACAUGCAAACGUUUGAAGAAAAGAGUUUGCAAUUUAAGAAGCUUAUUGAAUUCUUUGGGAAAUAAGCGCUUAUUAGCAAAUAAUAGUAUAGAAGCUAUAAAAGAUGAAAUACAUCCAACUAUGGAGUCAGCAAACUUCACUCAACAGUGAAUUAUCUCAAAGAAAUGUCAACGACUUUCAAGGAUGCAGUGCCUCCGCAUGUAGAAGAAAUUAUUAGAAAAAUG